UGUGAAUCUGCUGUUUUCUAACUUGGCAUGCAAUUUCUUUGGUUAACUGAUGUGUGUGUAUUCACAGAUGUAUAGUUUAGAUGUACAUAUAUUGUCUUGUGUUUAUAUCAGUUUUGACAGACUAAUGUAGCUUAUCUUAUGGUUUUAUCAGGUAAAAGAUGACUUAUCGAAGCAAGAGAGCAAGGGAAAUACUUGCUGCCACAGCUAAGUCGCAUGAUCCACUGUUAGCACAGUCACCAAUUACAAAUAUUGCACGUGAGUCAUCUGCUACUGAAGUUGUUUCACAACCCACCAAUAAACAAGCUAUUAAGUCACCACAGACUGAGGUACUUAAAGAUGACAAAUGGGGACCUUUUUCUCCACCCAUUACCACUAUAAAAUCUGACCAACAACCACCUAAUAGUUUAGGAUCCAUUUGGAAAAACCCUCCUGGUUCAACAUCGAGUUCAGUCAAAGAAGCAACUACAUCAGGUUAUCAGAAAAAAUAUCCAGCAAAAGUUUCAUCAAAAGUCUCACCUAAUAUCCCCCCUAACAUUCCACAAUCAAUUAGACCAGACUCAUCAUCGAACUCCCUUUCUACCUCUCAUAAACCUCUCGAGCAUGUUGUGAGACGAGGAAUUCAGAACCUUGAGAUUGGUGCUGUUAAAACUUCAGCAACAGCUCCACAAAAUAAUCAAGAACGACAAAACAGUGGAAAAGAAUCAGAAAAGAUCCCGAAACAAUCUAAGUCUUUACGACCAAAAGCACUUCCAAAUUGGCCUGCAGACAUAGAUUUUGACGACAAGGAGGAGGUUCUAACCAUAGAUGCCAAGGGUAAUACUACAUUAGUAAGUGGUAUUAUUCUGCCAAUUGACGUAUGGAGUAAUAACGGCGUCCAGUACUAUGUCGAAUUCAAUGAUUUAUGCCAGCCAAUUAGGAAGGGUGGACAUAUUUUGGUUAAAUUCAUUAGUAUGAUUGCGAAGAUGGAGUCACAUUGUCCAGUUGGGGAAAAAGAUUGGCAUGCAAUCGACAAGCAUUUUAAAGGGAAAAUAAUUAAAGACAUAAGAGACCGUUUUGUGAUUCCUCCUGGUGCGGAAUAUGACAACCAAGCUUUGAAGCGUGCCAAUAAAUGUUGGAGGCAGUUCAAAUAAUCUCUGAAACUGAUUUAUUACAAGCCAUUGGAGAAGAAAUUGGAUGAUAUUUGUAAUAAUGUGCCACAUGGAAUUACUAGUAGUAACUUGGUUAAGUUGGUAAAAUAUUGGGAUUCGCAUUACGGGAAAACUAUGUCAGCAUGCAGUAAAAAGGCACGAGCUUCUCAAAAUCAGAUUCAUACAUCUGGCUCUAAAAGUUUUGCAAACCAACAAGCUGAUUAUGGAUAUGAACAUGGACAAAAAAUGAGCUUGUUAGCGCUGUGGAUUAAAACCCAUACGGGUAAAGACGAAAGAUUUCUUUCUGACAUAGUCACUGAAGAUUUUGUGGUAUGGUUUUGUGACAUAUUUCUGGUAUCAUUUUGUGUAGAUUUUGCGGUGUGAUUUUGUGUUAUUUGUGGUCUUACAGUACUCCUAAAUGUUGGUAUAUGAUGAUGAUAAAGCUAAGGUUGAAGAGCUGAGGAUGAUGCAUCCUAAGAUGUCUGAACAAGAGCUCGAAGAUGAAGCAUUUCAGCAAACUAUGUAUGGUAAUGAGAUUCCCGAUCGUCCUGUGGGUUACGAAUUAGGGGUUAAAAAGGGGGACAUUUUCGGAGUACGUGGUGUGUUAAGGAAGGAAGGGUAUGGAAAAGUUCAAAAGAGGAAUAUUGUGAUGGAUAGUGUUAAAGAAGAAGUGAAUGCUUUGCAUAAAAAAAUGAUACACUAUCCCAAGAAAAUGAAAAGCUGAAAGACCGGGUCGGACACAACAAUCUUCUUCUUAAAGCGCUUGUUGGAAAAUUUUCUCAGAUUGUAGGUGCAGUUCGUCAAGGGAAUGCAUCUCCGAAUCUUUUAAACAAAGCAUCUGAGUUCUUAGAAAAGGCAAAGCAUCAGAUUGGAAAAGACAAUGUAGGUGCAACAAGAGAAUAGGCCGGAACACUUGAGCAUCAAAACAAGCGACUACAUCGUCUAUAACGCCAUCAUCUAUCUAUUUUGGUUUUUAGUCUUAGUUAUAUUAGCGAUGUAUUUAUUUAGGGACAAGCUACUAUAAUAUGCGACCUCUUUUUAAAAAAAAAUUAAUUGUGUUGAUGUUUUCGUUUAUAAAUUUGGUAAUUUAAUUAA
Molecule: messenger RNA, 2222 nt
Organism: Chenopodium quinoa (quinoa)
Lineage: Eukaryota; Viridiplantae; Streptophyta; Magnoliopsida; Caryophyllales; Amaranthaceae
Exons: 6
Coding region: 159-1130 (323 amino acids)
Source: RefSeq, a predicted model, not a curated record